AUGAUAACCUUGAGCAAGCAAGAGCACUCAGAUCCCACGCCAAACCCAGCAGCACUUUCCGCGCUUGAAUGUUGGAUUGACUCGAUUGGUUAUUGGUUGGGGGUUAAAAUCUAUUUCUGGUAUGAUGAAUUAAUUUCUGUGGAGAUGGAGAUGGAGAAGGAGCAGGAGGAGCAGAGGGAGAACAGAGAACAGAGACAGGACGGAGAACAUUCAUUGAUUCUUCAACUCAAAUUUCAGGCAACUCUCUUAUAUUCACUUCAUUAUCUGGCGUCGACCAUCACUACGGAAUAG
Molecule: messenger RNA, 291 nt
Organism: Botrytis deweyae
Lineage: Eukaryota; Fungi; Ascomycota; Leotiomycetes; Helotiales; Sclerotiniaceae
Exons: 2
Coding region: 1-291 (96 amino acids)
Source: RefSeq, a predicted model, not a curated record